Messenger RNA from Auxenochlorella protothecoides, 1083 nucleotides. Its product is annotated as Acetylglutamate kinase. The record is from RefSeq and is a predicted model, not a curated record. Gene Ontology annotation, biological process: L-arginine biosynthetic process. NCBI's taxonomy places the organism in Eukaryota, Viridiplantae, Chlorophyta, Trebouxiophyceae, Chlorellales, Chlorellaceae. Gene Ontology annotation, cellular component: chloroplast thylakoid; cytoplasm. Gene Ontology annotation, molecular function: arginine binding; acetylglutamate kinase activity; ATP binding. Bases 1 to 1083 code for a protein of 360 amino acids. The transcript has 7 exons.
AUGUCGGCUUCCAUCCAGGGAACCCACCUGGUGGGUGGCAUCUCCAGGGGAUGGACCCCCGUCCGCCCGAUCCAUAGGCACAACCCUCCCUUCCUGCGCGCUGGGAGGUGUCUCUCACAGGCGCUUCGGUGUCAGGGAGCAAGCACUGCGGCAGAAACCAUCGCCAAGGCACGUGUUGUGAGGGAUGGUGGAACUAGGGAUGCUUCCAUGCACCAUUUGGAGACGGAGCGCUUCUCGGCCCUGGACCGCGUGUCCAUCCUCUCGGAGGCGCUGCCCUACCUGCAGCGAUUCCGGGGCAAGACCGUGGUCAUCAAGUACGGCGGGGCCGCAAUGAAGGACCCCACCCUCAAGGCCGGCGUCGUGGCGGACCUGGUGCUGCUGGCUACUGUGGGCAUCCGACCCGUGCUGGUGCAUGGAGGCGGCCCGGAAAUCAACAUCUGGCUCACCAAGCUGGGGAUCGAGCCCAACUUCAAGAACGGACUGCGUGUCACCGAUGAGGCGACCAUGGAUGUGGUGGAAAUGGUGCUGGGGGGCCGCGUAAACAAGUCCCUGGUGACCCUCAUCCAGCAGUCUGGGGGGCGGGCGGUGGGCCUGUGCGGCAAGGAUUCCGACAUCAUCCUGGCCCGGCAGAUGGUGGAGAAGGAGAUUGGCUUCGUGGGCGAGGUCACCGGCGUCCGCUCAGACCUGAUCAAGACGCUAGUGGCGGACGACUACAUCCCGGUCGUGGCGUCGGUCGCCUCAAACGGCGCAGGCCAGGCUCUGAACGUGAAUGCCGACACAGCCGCUGGAGAGAUUGCGGCCGCGCUGCAGGCGGAGAAGCUCAUCCUCAUGACCGACGUGGCCGGCAUCCUGCACGACCGCAACGACCCGUCCUCCAUCUACCGCGUGCUGACACUGCGCGGCUGCGCCGAGCUGGUCGGCCAGGGCAUCAUCGCCGGCGGCAUGAUCCCCAAGGUGGACUGCUGCAUCAGGUCGCUGUCCCAGGGCGUCAGGGCCACCCACAUCAUCGACGGGCGGCAGAAGCACUCCCUCCUCAUGGAGCUCCUGACCGAUGAGGGUGUGGGCACCAUGAUCACCGGGUGA